Molecule: messenger RNA, 1434 nt
Organism: Mytilinidion resinicola
Lineage: Eukaryota; Fungi; Ascomycota; Dothideomycetes; Mytilinidiales; Mytilinidiaceae
Product: farnesyl pyrophosphate synthetase
Exons: 2
Coding region: 110-1147 (345 amino acids)
Biological process (GO): trans, trans-farnesyl diphosphate biosynthetic process
Cellular component (GO): cytoplasm
Molecular function (GO): (2E,6E)-farnesyl diphosphate synthase activity; dimethylallyltranstransferase activity
Source: RefSeq, a predicted model, not a curated record
CGACCGUGCACUGAGAUAUAACCGUCCGACCGCCUAUCUCGUCGACUGGCAUCAAUUGACCACCAGCAAGCCAUUGACUACUCCAAAUUUCCUCAACCCAAAUUCCAAGAUGCCUACUACCCUCAAAGAGUUUGAGAGCGUUUGGCCGCGUCUCUUGGAAGACCUGACCGAGCAUUGCAAGGCCUACAAACUCCCCCAACAGUCCCUUGACUGGUUCAGGAGGCAACUUCAAUACAACACUGUCGGCGGGAAAUGCAAUCGAGGAAUGUCUGUGAUAGACACCUCCGCGCUGCUCCUCAACAAAGAAUUAACCGAGGAGGAGUACUUCCGAUCCGCCGCCUUGGGAUGGAUGAUCGAGCUACUCCAGGCCUUCUUCCUCGUCUCAGACGACAUCAUGGACUCCUCAAAGACCCGCCGCGGCGCCCCUUGCUGGUACCGGGUUCCUGAGGUCAAGAUGAUUGCUAUCAACGACGCUUUCAUGCUCGAGGCCUCCAUCUACGUGCUGCUGAAGAAGCAUUUCCGCCAAGAGAAGAGCUACGUGGAUCUCAUUGAGCUGUUCCACGAAGUGACCUUCCAGACGGAGCUCGGCCAGCUGUGUGAUCUGCUCACCGCUCCCGAGGACGAAGUCGAUCUGAGCAACUUCAGCCUCGAGAAGUUUACCUUCAUCGUCAUCUUCAAGACCGCCUACUAUAGCUUCUACCUGCCCGUUGCGCUCUCUUUGCACUUCUGCGGCUUUGCGACUGAGAAGAACCUCAACACCGCAUUGGACAUCCUGAUUCCCAUGGGCGAAUACUUCCAGGCGCAGGACGACUACCUAGACGCUUUCGCCGACCCAGAAGUGCUCGGCAAGAUUGGAACCGACAUCAUGGACAAUAAGUGCUCAUGGCUGAUCAACCAGGCUCUCAAGAAGGUGACCCCGGAGCAAAAGAAGAUCCUCGAAGACAACUACGGCCAGAAGAACAGCGAGCGCGAGGCCAAGGUCAAGGCACUGUACCACGAGUUGAAGUUGGCGGAGUUCUACGAGCAAUGGGAAGAGGAGCGCGUUGCUGAUCUCAGGGCCAAGAUUGACAAGGUUGACGAGUCUGAGGGCUUGAAGAAGGAGGUCUUUGAGACUUUCCUUAAGAAGAUCUACAAGAGGAGCAAGUGAGCGAAACUUGCUGCUCCAAAACUUCAACGAUUCGUGUAAUGGUGAAAUUUUAUUCACGAUCAUAACGCAAGGUUAGAGAUGGGCCAAGAUUUUAAGGGUUUGCGGUGUCCGAUGCUUUCAUGUUCGUAGCGGCAAAAGCGGGUCUUGAGGCCAUUUCCGAUUGAGUCAGGCUUUCAUAAGAUAUCCUAUGUAGGCGCUUUCAUUCGCCAUUAUCGGAAGUGAUCAUGUAGUGGAUCAUGCCCCUUGCUUCACAACCGUCACUACACAAUAUUGACCUGCGACACACG